CAUCAAAUGUACUGCUAGCUGCUGUCAUCUGAAGAGUUUGUGUACAUUAGGGAUCAGUGCAGUCCAGACGCAUUCAAGUCAGGGACACGAGCUCUUCCUCUCAUUGUCCAAUGUUUUUUUCACAAUAAUAACAAAAGCAUUGUGCAUUGUCAGUAAAAAACUAAAUAAACGACCAGUGGCUUUUUGAGGGAAGUUCAAUAAUUAUUUCACCGAGCAUCUGUUGUUUUGACAGGAGGGACUGCAAUUGAUUUUUAAAUUUGCCAUCACUGCACUUGGAUGUGAGUGUUGUUGCAUUGGGACGUCAUUAAACUUUGGAUUCUUACCAGGACAGACUAACUUUGUGUGAUUUGCACAGCUGAGCAUCUACAGGACUGUGCAUUGUGUGGUGUCGGGUUUCACGUACACACUGUUUACAUCGCGAACGCCACAGCCCACACUUGUGUAGCUCUCGAGAAUCACUUCAUAGCGGGGACUCUCUUAUUAUGCAAGAAUUGAGGUCUGUGGAUAAGAAUCGUGUCUGACUUUCUUCCUUUUUAUCAGAUCAUCCAGUCUGCGCUAUUUGAGAGUGUAGAAUAUCCUUGGACAACCUGGCACAGAUUUUCAAGCUGCAAAAUCUUGCCAUUCCUGUUCUAAGACCUUUAGAAAAAGUAGGUUAUUUAGAGCUUUCUAUCUGUAUCAGACGGACUGCUAAAAUUACUGGAGCAUGUGAGCAGACCUUGUCAUUUGAUAAUCCAACUGUUGAUUUCUGCCAAUUUUGAAAACAUCUUGUGUUCCCUUUCGAAAGCUUCAAGGAUUUUGUGUACAAGGACAAGAGUUCCUUUCUAUUUAAAACUGGACUCUUUCUGCGACACUACAUGAUCAGUUGGAUAAUCUUUUUCGGCGUCAAUGUUGAAAGAAGUUUUGCCCGUUGUACAGUGAUUUCAUAAUGUGUACUGUGGAGCGUCCAGCAAGUGGAGAGUGGUCGACCCAUCGUCGACCAGUUUCAUCAGCCUACAGCAAAAUUGUCAUGCCACGGAUAUCGUCCACUAAAAUCUUGCCGCCCUCUAGCUCUUCAAAAUCAAUGAGGGACAAAGAUAGCAGUAAAAUCACAUCGGUCACAGCAACAAAAGGGCCUCCGCCUGAUAGGGCGGAAGAAAUCUCCUACACAGACACAAGAGUUAUAGGCAAUGGCUCGUUUGGUGUGGUAUAUCAGGCCAGGAUGGUCGAUUCCAGUGAUCUGGUGGCAAUAAAGAAAGUAUUACAAGACAAGAGAUUCAAGAAUCGAGAACUUCAGAUCAUGAGGAGACUAGAUCAUCACAAUAUAGUAAAGCUCAAGUACUUCUUUUAUUCUAGUGGCGAAAAGAAAGAUGAAGUGUUUCUAAACUUGGUCCUAGAAUAUGUACCAGAAACUGUGUACAGAGUAGCCAGGCAUUACAGCAAGGCAAAACAAACCAUAGCUAAUCUCUAUGUCAAGUUGUACAUGUACCAAUUAUUCCGGAGUUUAGCCUACAUCCAUUCAAUGGGCAUUUGUCAUAGGGACAUCAAACCACAGAAUCUCCUCCUCAACCCAGAGACAGCGGUCCUCAAGCUCUGUGACUUUGGAAGUGCAAAGGUGCUUGUGAGAGGAGAGCCCAACGUAUCUUAUAUCUGUUCACGGUACUACCGAGCACCGGAGCUUAUAUUUGGUGCUACAGACUACACAUGCGAUAUAGAUGUCUGGUCAGCAGGAUGCGUGCUGGCUGAGCUGUUACUAGGCCAGCCCAUCUUCCCCGGGGACAGCGGGGUAGACCAGCUGGUGGAGAUCAUCAAGGUCCUAGGAACCCCAAGCCGUGAUCAGAUCAAGGAGAUGAACCCCAACUACACAGAAUUCAAGUUCCCUCAGAUCAAGCCCCAUCCCUGGAAUAAGGUAUUCCGAGCGCGGACUCCCGCCGAUGCCAUCCAGCUGUGCAGCAGACUGCUGGAGUACACCCCUAAGUCCCGUAUCAAACCCCUGGAAGCGUGCGCCCAUCAGUUCUUCAGCGAGCUACGGGAACCCGGCACCAAGCUACCCAACGGCAGGGAACUCCCUCCUCUAUUCAACUUCUCCGCGAGUGAACUUGUGAGUAAGCCGUCGUUACGCACAGUCCUGAUCCCGCCUCAUGCCAGCCACAGCCAGAAUUCAUCCAGCACCACAGUCCCACACGAUGCGCCCGAGACAUCCACCAGCGCCACGGCAUCAUCAGCGACCUGAGGCACCAGCAGCAAGUGACCCCACGGCAAGCCAUAGCCGCGUUGCCAAAGGUCACCGAGAACUAUCACACUAAUUAUUAUUGGAGGAGACGAGCGAGGAGUAUUUAGUAAACAGCAUGCAGAAAAAAAAAUGAGUAUUUAUUCAUCACCAACUUGUAGUGGUACGAUUACGUCGUAGAAGAUCUUCUUGUAAGCGCGAGAACCUCGGGACAAGACAUUCGCUGGUUGGAAUACAGGAUGGCCCUGACAAGAUCGAGGGCGCAGAGUGGUUUCCUGUACAGGCAUCUCCACACUCGCUGGUUAACAUCCAGAGAAGGCACAGAUCGUACAUCCGCAUCCAGAACUGAAUGAGAGGGCAAGCGACUGAUCUUCAAAUGGUUUCCAGAUGCAACAGCUCACAUUUAUCAGUAGACCGGGGCUCUUUUGAAGCUUCGGAAUCUAGUCACGCGACUUUGGAGAGCCGUCACCAGAAUGUUCAACCAGCUGCAAUGUUGGCUAUAUACAGAGUUACAUUUCAACCAGCCAGUUCUUGGUCCAAUGAGUUCCAAGUCCUGGUCCUGGUCCAAACACAGAGAUCGAGAUUGAAUUCCGUAUUGGCUGGUAGCCUAGACAUGCAGAAUUUAGAACCAACUUUUCUCAACGCAGGAAUUGUAGUUACUGUGAUGUCUUUGCAUGUCAUCUAGGAAUCUUAUUAUGAUGAUGAUGAUAGGUUAUCAGAAUAUUAAGAAAAAAUCAAAAAUAUUAACAACAUCACCUCUAUGAUGGUGAGUUUGUUUGUACAGAAGUUUUAAAAAACUGCCAGAUGUAUCGCGAUGUCUACAAUUCUCUGUGGUUUGACAACAAUGGGAUGAACCUGCUGCAGAAGAAAUAACUUGCGUCCCGAUAGGGCGCUACUCCUUGAGAUCCCGCCAUGUUUGUCCUUCUCUCCUCUGGUGUCAUUCAAGAUGUGUUAACCUGAGCUAGACAUUAUUGAGGAGUCGCCAAGGUCGGAGCCAGAAGGGCAUUCACCCCUGUACAAAGUCUAUUACCCAGUGCCCUUCUCGCUCUGCAGCCCUUAGAUGUGCCCUUCUAGCCCGGGUCGGAUACCCAGAGGGGGAGCUUUUCGCUAGCUACAAUUUGUAUUUUCUCUCUCUCCCAAUUCAAAUACCUCGGAAUUAAAAACAAACAUGGCGGGGUUCUCGCGCGUGAAUAUCUCCCCGAGUUCCACGACUGUUUUUCGGUCGACGGACACAGUCUUUUGAGGGAGAAUUGUAAUGAUUAGAACCUGUUAGUACUUGUGCUUAGUCCAGUGUCCCCCUAUUAGUAUAAAGACUCAUUUUAGUGUGGCCUAAAUGAAUAUUGUGUACAGAUAACUAGUGGUAUGUCUUUGGCUACGGAUGUUCUCUCUUUCUUCACAUCAUUAGUGACACCAAGUGCCCACUCUUUCCUGAUUGCGUCGUUCAGUGUCAGUCGAGGUUUCUUUUACCGGUAACUUAGUAGAUUGCAUCCUUACGAAGUGAAUUGCAUGCAAGGAAUAUAGGUAUUUGUUGGACUUAAUCUGAUAAUUGCUCAGGAGGGCAUUACUUAAAAUGCUCGUAGGGAGAAACAAUUAUUACUGCCACGUUUUUGUUCAUUAUUACUUGUUGUGGUGUCUCGCGCAAGGCUCCGUUCACAGGUUGCACUCUCCGCUGCAUCAUACUCGCUAAGCACCACUGAAUGUUUAUAUGACAUGCCACUUCAAUAUGCAUAUGCUCAGGUACAGUGUUGUGAAUUUAAAUCUGCAGUGGUGCUCGAUGUGGAUGAUGCAGUAGAUCUCGCAAUAUGUGAGCGGAUUUUAGCUCAACCAAGCCGCGACUGUAAUGUGGCUUCACCUUGUAAAAAAUGACCUACACCGAAAACCUGCAACUAUAUUUAGCAAGUGGUUUCAUGGCGCUCUGAUUUCCAGCAAGAAUUAUAAUUAUUAUAUUUGAUUUUAUAUUGAUUUUGAGAGCUGGUGAUGUGUGAAACCGAGAGAGAGAGAGAGAGAGAGAGAGAGCCAGGGACAUACCCAAACGUCAAUUAAACAAUGUAAACAAAGACAGCUUAUCAGAUGGUUUGCUUAAUAUAGGCACAGAGAUGGUUAAUGUGAUAUAUAUGAUGUACAUGUACAGUUUUAUAACGUCCCGUCUUCGCGGAGCAUGGUGGGGACGGGACCCUUGUGUAUAGACUUUAACAAAUAAAUUAAUUCAUUUUGAUUCUCGCAAAAAGACGAGACGUCUCACACGAUUCAUGUCACAUGCACCGAUGAAUACGUUAGAGAAUGAUAACAGAACUAGCUAGCUAAUGAAUUAGUACCGAUAGUCAAUUUCUUUUGUUUUUUUCCUUUUUGUUGUGUGUUUUUUUUAUACCAGAAUACGUUGUCCUAUAAUUUAUGUUAAUCGUCGUUAGAUUGCUGAGCGUCGAGCGCGGACGGACGUUUCCGUUCUGCUCGACGCGUAGUUCAGAUGAGAUAACUUAUUUAGCAUUUACUUAUGUAUCUUACGUUUGUUUCGAUGUUUAUUGGUAUCGUUUUAAAUCUGUUUUCCGGAGGAGCCCUGUAGCAUUACUUCUCUUUUUUUUUAUUUGGACAUGCUCCUUGCGUAAACGAUUGCAAUAUGUAAAUGUCCCGAUGAAGGAGACGGAGUAAGGCGUGUAAUUAUUAUAUGCGAUGAUUUCGAGAAAUACUUGCAUAGAAAUGGAAUUUUAAAUCUGUGAAUGCUUUUACUGUGAUAUACUUGUUAUUUUAUUCAAAAUUACUGUAGAAUUCAAUCAGUUUUUUAAGGAUUCAUUAUACGCAGAAGGAUUAAGUAGUAGACAUUUGUAGCCUUUGUGACAAUUUAAUAUUAUAUACGGAAAGCCCAACCAUGUUCCUUUAUAAUCAAGGGGGUCUUUUCUUUCUUUCUACUUUUAGGAGACCUGUUAACCCUGGGUUUUUUUUCUCACUCACAAUAUUGCAUGGCUUUCAACAACAAAAAUCUAGUAGACCCGAUAGAUAGAUCAGUUACUACAUCACAAAAUAAUGGUAUGCAUGUAGAAUUGAUGGUAAGGAAGUUAAAUAGUCCUUGUGAUGAAAAAUUCUACCCCUCCAAAAGAAAUUACCUGUUGCUCAUUAAAAAAAGAUAGAAACCAAAAUAAUUUCAGUAUCAUACUUAAGAAAUACAAGCUUUACAUUUGAGCAGGGCUGAUAUAUCUUCUGCUGUGAUCCAGAGUGGUGUUAACUUUAAUGACUUUGGUCGCCCCCCCAAAACGCCGGCCAAAAAAAAAGAGAGAGAAAGAGAAGAAAAAAAGUAAGAGGACGUAGGAAGACUUAAUAAAAGAUUAAUGACUUUCUGGCUCUCGAGUCUCGAUAGACUAUAUUUCAGCUUAAGUUUCAGCAUAAUGUACCAUAAUAAUUCAUACCACCAUGCAGCACUCGGUCAAAAUGGAGAGAGGGUGGAAGUGGAAACGGUGGUUCACAGUCCCUCUCUUGUUUGUUUUUAGAUCUUUGUAAGUUGUUCAUUCUUUGAUAGAGAUAUGGUUUGUGAAGUACUAGAUGAGGAGGGGGGAGGUUAAGGGUUAACAAAAAAACAUUACAUUUAGGCAUAUAUGCAUAAUCUAUCAUAAACCACCCGCAUGGCAUUUAAGUGAGAGAAAAAAUAGGUUACCGAGCAAAUCCUCUUUACUCUUUAUAAGCAUAAUUGGGGGGGGGGGGAACUGCUCAAUUAAUCUUCAUGAUGGAUAAUAAGACCAAUAUUUGUUUAAGGACCAAAUGUUUUGCAAAGCAUGAUGGGACACAACUUUAUUUGAAACAAAGCGCAUGAUUUCACAUCCUACCUGAUGGUAGCAACCCUUUCCCCUGCCGAUCCAUAACGAUACCCCUCCCUCCCUCCCUUUAUGCAGGAGAAUAAUAAAUAAAGGGUUCCGUGUGUGUUUGUAUUUAACAAUCCUCUCAAUCAAUUUAAUCAGAUAUCUACUAUACUGUAAUUCUCACAAGAUUUUUCUCAAUUAUGAUAUUAUUGUGUGCUCUUUGUGGUGAAUUUGCCAAAUUUGGAAAUCGGAAUUGCCGCAAAGAAGUAGGUGUUCAUUAGCGGUGUUCACAAGGAGGCGGAAAAGCAUGCACUUUACAUUUAUAAGUAGUGGUUUACGCUUCCCAGUUUAGGCAUUCAGUCAACUAGAAAGCCUAUUGUGUAACAUCAUAAGCUCCCCCUUAUUAGGUCAUAGGUGAUAGGUCAGCAACGGUCAAGCGCUGUUGCCAUUUUGAAAGAAUAUAUUGAUAUAUCUCUAUUUGUACGCAUGUGGAAGGAAAUGACAAUUUUGUUUUUUAUUUGACCGAAUUUGUGAAAACUAACAAAAAAUUGACAAGAAUUCUGCCAGGUUUUAUUCCCCCUCACCGCUAUUCCCUUGUAAAUAAAUGAACCAAGUUUUUCCCACUCGUAUUUUUUUUCCUGUUAUAUUAUGAAAUUUGUAUAAAGUUAUGUAAAACUGGCAGAAUUCUUGUACAGAAUGCAUUAUUUGAACAAAGCAAAACACCGUUGAAAUCCAUCCGGUUUUCGUUUUUCAGCGGCGGAUGGUAGAGUGUUUAUGAGAAGCACUCGGCAAAACAAAACGAAAGCUUGCCUGUAGAGGGCAGGCUUCUAAGUAUUCACCCGCAGAUAUUUAUGAAGGCUGACUGGGCUUUUUAAUUCACGAAUACUUGAACGUAACGUAACGUAACGUAGUUCACCAGAACAUCUCCAACUCUUCUUUUCUCUGACUAUUCUUAUCACGCAUGUUAGAUAAAGAGAGAGAAAGAGAGAGUGUGUGAGAGCGAGAGAAAUUUAAAAAGUUCAAAUAUGCUGCUAUUGUUGUUUUUUCCCUCGUGGCAUUUUUUAUUUCUGUUUCCAUUAAUCACAUGGUAUUUUAAACGAGUACUCACUGUUUUUUAAAUUAGACGCUGUGCAUAUAUAGUGGAUGUUAUGUUUUAUUCUUUGAAGAAAAAAAAUCACAGCGUUUUGUAAACUGCAAUAUGAUUUUAAUGAUUUUGUUUAUAUCCAGUUAACGCAAACUACUGUGUAUCAAUCGUACCCACAUGGGAAACUUCAAUGAAACACACACAUUGACAUCUCUAACGUGUGUCGUAACAUUUGCUUGUUUGCAACAGGUGGAUUAUUUUCAUUUACAAAAACAAAUAUGUUCUGUUUUUAUUACGUCAAGUUUCGCUCAUACCCGCAAGAUUAACUUGGCUAUGAGUGCCGGUUGACUCUUCCCCCUCUGAUAACCUUUAUUUUUUUUAUUAAAUCCUUCUUUAUUAUUUUUUGUUUGUUAUCUUCAGAAGGGUUGUGUAGACUUAAUUUGAUUUCCGGGGACAGAAUUGUAAACCUAUCUACAUCAUGUAAAUAUUAUUGUAUGAUGAAUGUGAUACAUUUUGUUGUUUACAAACUGA
Messenger RNA from Strongylocentrotus purpuratus (purple sea urchin), 7606 nucleotides. RefSeq names its product glycogen synthase kinase-3 beta. The record is from RefSeq and is a predicted model, not a curated record. The coding region runs from base 926 to 2209 and encodes 427 amino acids. Gene Ontology annotation, molecular function: protein serine/threonine kinase activity; ATP binding. The transcript is spliced from 9 exons. Gene Ontology annotation, biological process: extrinsic apoptotic signaling pathway in absence of ligand; regulation of neuron projection development; insulin receptor signaling pathway. Lineage: Eukaryota; Metazoa; Echinodermata; Echinoidea; Camarodonta; Strongylocentrotidae. Gene Ontology annotation, cellular component: cytoplasm; cytosol; nucleus.